This is a messenger RNA of Cucurbita moschata (crookneck pumpkin), 1044 nucleotides long. RefSeq names its product protein TORNADO 2-like. Gene Ontology annotation, cellular component: plasmodesma; plasma membrane. The record is from RefSeq and is a predicted model, not a curated record. The transcript has 2 exons. Bases 101 to 925 code for a protein of 274 amino acids. Gene Ontology annotation, biological process: auxin-activated signaling pathway. Lineage: Eukaryota; Viridiplantae; Streptophyta; Magnoliopsida; Cucurbitales; Cucurbitaceae.
GAAUAUAGUUUGGGGUAGCCAUGAGAUUGUCUCUCUGGUUCAAAUAACCAAAGACAAGACCUGUUCUUCCUUACUCCCACAAAACAACAGCCUCCCAGAAAUGGCACUCAUCAAAACAGUAAUCGGAGCUAUAAAUUUCAUAGCCAUGCUCCUCUCCGUCCCCAUCAUCGGCGCCGGAAUAUGGCUGGCCACCCAACAAGACAAUGCCUGCGUCCAAAUCCUCCAAUGGCCUAUCAUCUUUUUCGGCGUCAUUGUCCUUAUUGUUGCCGUCGCCGGCUUCAUCGGAGCCUUCUGGCGCAUCAGCUGGCUGCUGAUUGUUUACCUCAUCGCCAUGCUGGUCCUCAUUGUGCUUCUGGCUUGCUUGGUGGGUUUUAUUUACAUGGUCACCAUUAGAGGGUCUGGGCAUCUGGAGCCCAACCGGGCUUACUUGGAGUAUCAUCUGGAUGACUUUUCUGGGUUUUUGAGGCACAGAGUUGAAAGCUCGUUUAAAUGGGAUUUGAUUCGGAGCUGCUUGAGUUCUUCUAGUACAUGUGGGCAGUUGAAUCAGAGCUUUCGUAUGGCUCAAGAUUUCUUUAACGCUCCUAUUUCUCCUCUCCAGUCAGGAUGCUGCAAGCCGCCGACGCUGUGUGGGUACACAUUUGUGAACCCAACAUACUGGAUAAUGCCGAUAAACAAUGCAGCCGACAUGGACUGCUUGAAGUGGAACAACGAUCAAACCCAGCUGUGUUAUGGCUGUGACUCUUGCAAGGCAGGGUUGCUGGAGAGCUUGAAGAAUCAAUGGAGGAAGGCUGAUAUUGUGCUGCUCUUGGUGCUGGUUGCUCUCAUUUCUGUGUAUUUGAUUGCUUGUUGUGCGUUUAAGAAUGCGAAAACAGAGAAGCUGUUUGACAAAUACAAGCAGGGCCGUGAAAGCCAAGGCUAUGUCUGAAUUAUUACUAUUCUUGUUAUUAGGGUUUGUGUUGGUCUACGAUGUUUGUUUGAUCCAAACAAGGAUAUGGUUGAAUUAAUGAAUAUUUUAAAAGAAGAGGAGUUUUGGGGCCUUGUGUA